AUGACCAAGGCCGUGCUCCCACUGUGCUUGCUGGUGGCUUUGCUUCACCUCAGUGUCCACAGCCUGGCUGAGACUGAUCACCACACUGACCAGCAUGAGACCACUGACCCCCAGGAGCAGCAUUCCCACCAGGGAGAUCCUCUUGAGUCCUGCCAAAGGGUAGUCCCCAGCAAUACAGACUUUGCCUUUCAGUUUUACAGACAAGCAGCCACUCAAGAACCUGCAAAGAACAUUUUCUUUUCCCCAGUCAGCAUCUCUGCUGCCCUUGCCCUUCUGGCCCUGGGCUCCCGAGGUACCAGCCAGACUCAGGUGCUGGAAGGACUGGCCUUUAACCUCACCAACAUCCAGAAGAAGGAGAUUCAUGAUGGCUUUAGUCAGCUCCUCCUCUUGCUGAGCCGCCCUGGGAGCCAGGUUCAGCUGAGUAUGGGGAGCACCCUUUUCAUGGACAAACACAUGAAACCAAUGAAAACGUUUCUGAAGGACAUCAGAAAGCUCUACAGAGGAAAAGCUGUCUCUACUAACUUCCAGAAUUCCACUGAAGCUAAAAAAGAGAUCAAUGAGUAUGUAAAAAAUAAAACCCGUGGGAAUAUAAACCAAAUACUUGAGGACCUUGAUCCAGACACUCUGAUGGUAAUUGUUAACUACAUUUAUUUCAAAGCCUACUGGGAAAAUCCUUUCAAUAUUGAGGGGACUCACAAGGACUAUUUCCAUGUGAAUGCAAAGACCUCAGUUGAAGUGGACAUGAUGGUUCGAGAUGGAUUUUAUAAAGCAUACUCUGACAGGAAGCUGUCGUGCAAAGUGGUGCAGAUUCCUUACAAGGGAGAUGUUGCAGCAUUGUUUAUUCUGCCCAAUAAAGGCAAAAUGAAACAGUUGGAGCAUGCCCUGACAAAAAGCACUGUUUCUAAAUGGGAAAGAUCUCUUCAAAGAUGGAGGAUGGAGUUGCAUAUUCCAAAACUAUCAAUUUCAGGCACCUAUGACUUAAAGAGGAUCUUAAUGAAUAUGGGUGUGACUGAUGUAUUUUCUGAUCGGGCUGAUCUGUCUGGAAUCACAGGAAACCCUGAUAUGAAGGUUUCAAAAGCUACUCACAAGGCCCUGCUGAGGAUUCAUGAGAAUGGCACAGAGGCUGCAGCAGUCAACAGCAUAGAUUUUCUUCCUCACUCUGUUCCUCCCAUUGUUAAAUUUGAUCAUCCAUUCUUGCUGUUGAUUGUUGAUCGGUAUACUCAGAGCAUCCUCUUCAUGGGAAAAAUUGUAGACCCAACUGUAAAAUGA
Catharus ustulatus (Swainson's thrush) is the source of this 1269-nucleotide messenger RNA. Its product is annotated as alpha-1-antitrypsin-like. The transcript has 4 exons. The record is from RefSeq and is a predicted model, not a curated record. NCBI's taxonomy places the organism in Eukaryota, Metazoa, Chordata, Aves, Passeriformes, Turdidae. Gene Ontology annotation, biological process: negative regulation of endopeptidase activity. Gene Ontology annotation, molecular function: serine-type endopeptidase inhibitor activity. The coding region runs from base 1 to 1269 and encodes 422 amino acids.